Molecule: messenger RNA, 14394 nt
Organism: Pelobates cultripes (western spadefoot toad)
Lineage: Eukaryota; Metazoa; Chordata; Amphibia; Anura; Pelobatidae
Source: the annotation of a GenBank genome assembly
CUUCCUUCGUUGUUCUUUUGUGGGUUUUUUUUUCUCUCUUCUGUCUCUGGGAUACCACCUGUAUGAACACGAGGGGUUUCCUAGAAAAGAAAACUCUGUGAUUGGCUACUUGUGAAAUUUUCUACUUAAUGAAAAGCAUCUUCUGCCACUCCUGCGUGCCUUUGACAUCUUAACCUUGGACAAGACACAAGGAAACGUUUGGAGCUCUGGGACUUUAGCCCUAUCAGUUGAAUUGUUCCUUUUUUUUUUUUUUGGACAGCAAAAUCUUGCUUUAUUCUUUUUUUCUGAUUGAAUAUCAAGAAUUAGAAUCAAACUCAAGACGACCAAGAUUUUUAGGUUUGAACUUUAGAUAUUUUAACAAAUCACUUAUUAGAGACCAACUCCAACAACCUUCAAAGAAAAAAGCAAAAGAGAUUUUGUGCUAAAAUGGGUAAUAUAGAUGGAAAGACAGUAGAAGAAUUAAGUGCCACUGAAAUUCACAGAUGGUAUAAGAAGUUCAUGACAGAGUGCCCCUCUGGUCAGCUAACACAGCAUGAGUUCAAGCAGUUUUUUGGCCUCAAAAAUCUCAGUCCAGCAUCAAAUCAAUACAUCGAACAGAUGUUUGACACCUUCGACUUUAACAAGGUAAAUGAAUAGAUGGCAUUAGUGUUUUAAAUGCUUUGAUACUCCCUGAAAUGUUUUAGAGCUCUUUUUUACAUUUUAGUAAUUAGUUCAAUUUUUAAGCUGAAGGUAAGUUAAUAUAUAUAUAUAUAUUUAAUAAAUUGAAGACGUGUAUAAUUUGUAAAUAUUUUAGAAAAAUAAAUGCUAGUAUUGAAACUAUCUGCACAACAAAAGGGGACAAUGACUCUAACGUCUGGUACCAUUAGACUGAGUGUGCACACUCUAAGCGAGUCCAUCUUUUCCAGAAUCUAUACUCUACCGGUAUGAUUCUUCCUAUCUGGAUAUCUGUUGGAUCUAAACUGCAGUGAUGUUUCUCGUUGCGUGCUAGCUUGUUCUUCAAAUAUUCUCCUCCACUGCUGUUUAUAAUAUUCUAAUGUGCUGACUCAUAAUAAUAAUUACUUGACAAUUAAAACAAUUUGUUCUGCAUGUUUUCCAUUUUUUUCCUCUUACUCUUCUUAUUCUGGCUGUAACUCCAUUUAGCACCAUUUGUUAGUGGUGAUUGAUGUCGAUAAUAUCUACCUAUCCUAACUAACCUAACUAGAACCUUCCAUAGCUAGUAUGCGUUGCAUGUAAGCAAUUGACCAGAAAGCCUUCUGUUUUUUUGUGAAUUACUUCUUUCCAAUGUUUCAUUACUACUUUCCCUCCAUAACCAGUUCAAAUGAAUUGCUGCUUAUGUUUGAUCUAGCUCAAUUAAUUUGAAACUCAUUGCAUAUACUAAGGACAGGCAUGAGGGUAAAAAUAUGAACCAUUGUAAAAGCUAUGUAAGCUAUAUGUAGGCUACUGUGUUCCAGAAUCUGGGGAGCUAUGAGAACACCAGCGUAGAAUACCAAAGUAGCUAUAUAUUGUGUAUAGAAAAAUCAAAUAGUUUUUAUAAUAUUUGGAAGUAUACUGUCCCACCUUAGUCAGUGACUUCCCUUCUUGUCCUUACCUUUUAUCCAUGAUAUCUGCCUGCUGUAAAAAGAAAUUAUUUUAAAGAGCUAGACUCGAAGUUAAAGGAAACCAGUGCUAACAAGUCAAGUUUUUGAGAUAAGUUUAAGCCAACAAACCUUUCCACCUGGGUGAAAUAGAUACUUUACCCACAAAAUGUCUGUAGAUGGACUGGUUUUAAUAUACUGUAGGCCAGUCACACACAGUAAUAAAAUCUGCCAGUAACAGCUGGUGUAUGAGCUGAUAAUAUUUAUGAUAUUAUUAUUAUAGGGUAGGAUGGGCCUUGUCAUCUACUAUAUUUGGUGGUUACGAGGGUAUUGGGAUUCCAGACAUUAAGACUUUAAAACCUAUUAAAGUAUUUCUAGGAGUACUUCAAAAUUUGGUCGAAAGUUUGCUGCCAAUAACAAAGUUUCUUCUGUACUUACAUGGAUUAUAAACAAUAGAGUUAAGGCUGGAAAAAAAAAUAUUGAAAACCCCUUCCACCUGAGGUCAGUGGCUUGCUAUUGAGGCUUGGCAUUACUUGUGGAGCACAAAUCAACAGAAUUAUGGCGGUGUGUCAAGAGCUUUGUUUAACAAUUUAUUUGCUAUGCACUGAAUUCAGAUGGAAGGGGUUUUAGGUCACUUUUUUCCAAAGCCUCCAUAGCAAGCCAGUAACCAACCUAAUGCUAAUGAGUUGCAUUACCAACAAAAUGGCCGUCCAUGAGUAGGUAAUCUUGCUUUGCUUCACUUCCUGCGUUGUGUUUCAAAGCUGUUAAAUACAGCAGACAUAUACUCCAAGGAAUCCAUGUGUAACGUGAGAUACAUUAGGCAAAAAAGUGGUUCUUUGUUGAACUUAUUUGCAUAUGCCCACCCAGAAUCCCUUGCAGUAGUAAUAUCAAUGCAAAUGUGAGAUUUCUGUGGGAAAGCAAGUCUGGCUUGACUGCUCUGUGCAGAUCUAUUUUUAACAAUGUAUUUACAAUAAUAAAGUAUACAAAUUUAUUGAGAUUUGCUUAGUUCCAGUGUACUAAAAUCAACAGUUCUUACAAGAAUAAAAAAGUAAUAUUAUGAAGCAUAUUAUGCAUAUCAUCUCCCUGCCGUAUUGAGAGGCACAUAUCCUAUACUUCCCCUGGGGAGCCUUACACUAGCACACGUUUCUCCCUCUGGGAGUAGAAGGCUUAGUCAAUACUCAUUAAUGUUUAUUCAUGUUCUUCUAAAACAAAACUAAGUGCAGUAAAAUUGAGUGACAUAGUUUGAUAAGUUUUAUUGUUGCUCUGUAUUGUCUAUUUUAUAUCUCUACCAGCUUGUACACUAAAGCUUGCACUGCAAAAAUAAAGAAUUCAAAAAAAGUUAUAUUCUUAAACAGGACUAUCCAAACUAAAGUGAAAAUUGCCCAGAAUUCAAAGUGAAUUUCCCAUUUAAGGCCAAAAAGCAUUUCGGAAUUGUUGUUUCGAGUUUGGAUAUAUUAGCCUUUAAAUUUGAAAUUCAAUUGGAAACCCUGACAUGUUAAGCAUAUUCUUCGUCUCAAUGUUAUUCAUACUGGGAUAUUUUUUAUUAUAAUUUGAUGUAAAGAGUUACUCCAACCAAAAAAAUAUUGUUUUAGGAAAACACUGAUUUUGAUUAGAAUAACCCUUCCUAUAAUUCUCUCCCCACACACACACAAAAAAAGAGAAAAUAGCUGAAAGUUAUCUCUAUUCAGGUGCCACAGCUAAGUUUCUCCUCAGUCCAGUUCUUCUCUGCUGCCAUUACUCUACUUUGCUUGAGGGGGAUGAAUAUCAGGUAGGGGAGUCUGAUGGAAGGACAUGGGCAGCGCAGAGUAGGAAGGCCACUAUUUCUGUUCUGUUGUCAGCAUGUUAUGUGUGCUGACAAAGGAUGCCUUGAAUUAACAGCCAGCCUCUUACUCUUGGCUUCCUAAUAAUGCCCCAAGUGAUGAACUCAGUAUGUGCAGCAUUUUUGAGGUGCAUAUGCAGACUGCUGGCAACAUGACAACCUAAAAUAAUCACAGUGGUCAUGGUGCUUUGAGUAAGCGUUUAAGAAAUGUUUUGUUCUAUUUAAUCUACACCUAAGAUUUGAAAAGUUUUAGGUGAAACUUCUCCAAAAAUAUUAUGUAGUGCAGUCACUCACAUUUACUCUCUCCCAAACCUUUUCAAUCUUAAUUAUCUAUACUCGUUAAACAUUUUCUCAAUGCUAUGAGGGGGGGAGGGAGAGGAGAAGAGAAGAGUUCAGCUCCAAACUCGCCCCCUCUAUCUACCUUCUAAAUCCCCAGGAAAUCUAACUACCUUUUCUUUGUUUGAAUGAAGCUGUACAUCACUCCCACACCAAUUAUAUAUUAUACUUGUGCUGCUUUCUAGGUGAUGCCAUGGUAACACAGUUCUUAAGUGCCAUUGUAUAUGUAGCUGGGAUAGCUAUCAUGGACUAAAGCCAUUUUCUUAAACAUUAGGUGCUAUUCACUAAACAGUGAUCCCUGACUAUUUCAUAAUUAGUACAUCCAAUAAAGAUUCUACAACUCAGAUUUAUUUGAAACUCUUUAACUCUGUUAUAUGGUUCUGUGCUUUGCAAAUUAAUUGUCAGUUUAUCACAAUCACAUUAAUGUUUUGUUUAUAGUAAACUAUAUAUACAAUCUAAUGGUUCUAUAAUAUUCUGGCUUGAGGAGAGUACAAUCAGCAACAUAAAAAAAAAUAAAUUAUGAAGUUUCUAAAAAAUGCAGGAAAUGAGAACAUCAGAAUUUGAUAUGAAUAAAUAUAUUCUACCCGUGUUUCCCCGAAAAUAAGACCUACCCCGAAAAUAAGCCCUAGCUGGAUUAUCGGGGUGGGCUGCAAUAUAAGCCCUACCCCGAAAAUAAGACCUAGGCAGGGCCGGCGGCUGCCGGCCCUUUAAAUGCCUCAGCCGCCUGAGCGCUCUAUAGAGAGCACUCAGACGGCUGCCGCAGUGCCUCACCUCCCCUUCCCUGUAGCGUGGCCGAGCUCCUCUCCGGUCCGCGACCCGCCCGGACUGACAGGAAGUGCACACUGGGUCUGCACUUCCUGUCAGUCCGGCCUGGCCGCGGACCGGAUAGAAGCUCGGCCACGCUACAGGGGAGGUGAGGAGAAGAUUGGAGGGGGGGGGGAGUAUUACAGGGAGGGAGGGACGAAGGGGGGAUAAUAUUACAGGGGAGGGAGGGGGGGAGCAUUACAGGAGUGGGAGGAGGGAUGGCCAUUACUGGGAGGGAGGGGGGAGAGUAUUACAGGGAGGGAGGGGAGGAUAAUAUUACAGGGAGAGAGGGGAGGAUAAUAUUACAGGGAGGGAGGGGAGGAUAAUAUUACUGGGAGGGAGGGGGGAUAAUAUUACUGGGAGGGAGGGGGAGAGUAUUACAGGGAGGGAGGGGAGAAUAUUACAGGGAGGGAAGAGUAUUACAGGGAGGGAGUGGAGAAUAUUACAGGGAGGGAGGAGAUAAUAUUACAGGGAGGGAGGAGAUAAUAUUACAGGGAGGGAGGGGGGAGAUAAUAUUACAGGGAGGGGGGAGAUAAUAUUACAGGGAGGGAGGGAGGGGGGAUAAUAUUACAGGGAGGGAGGGGAGAAUAUUACAGGGAGGGGGAGGUGAGGGUCUCUAGGGGGGUUACACAGCGCGGACACCGGCUGACAGACUGGCUCUAAGCCCUACCCUGAAAAUAAGCCCUAGUGUGUUUUUUGUGACUAAAAUUAAUAUAAGACCCGGUCUUAUUUUCGGAGAAACACGGUAUAUAAAAGUGUGUAUAUGCACAACAUGUAGAGAAAGACAGGAGAUUCUCCUUAAGCAGGUCCCAUAAUAUUCAUACAUUUGGUUAUGCUUGACAUAUUUUAAAGAGAUAAUGAGGAAGGCUAUCUAUUACAACUGUUGUACAAUAGUAGGAUGCACUUAUCUAAGAAGUCGAGUUUUAUUUGUACGGUUUAGGAUCUAGAUGGGUGCACACGUGAAACUGGUUUCUCACAUAUGAAUUUUCAGUCUCCGUUACCAAUAGCAAAUUUACACAAUAACGUUGGAUCAAACCUGGACUCUUCACACAGUCUAGCUACUUCAUUAUGUGUACUACUUAUUAAACAAAAUUUUAGCUGUUAGCUUAAUGUCUGCAAAUUAAUACGGCCCUUGCUGACCUGUCCGUUUUUUCAUUUCUUUGGGAUGAAAAGAAUCAAUGUAAAUUGUUGCCACUGUAGGUUUAUUAGGGAAAUGUGGUUUCAUUGUGUUUGUGCUCUACAGGAUGGAUACAUGGACUUCAUGGAGUAUGUGGCAGCCUUGAGUUUAGUGCUGAAGGGGAAGGUGGAGCAGAAGCUGAGGUGGUACUUUAAACUUUAUGAUGUUGAUGGGAAUGGCUGCAUCGAUAGAGGAGAACUUCUCAAUAUUAUCAAGGUUAGCAUGGGAACUUCGAACAUUUGUGGGUGACAAUUAGGUGAAAUAUGACAAUCAAAGACACCACCAUAAUAAAGACCUUACUUUUAGUAGGAGCCUUGUCAAGCAGGGCAAUCAGGCUAGUGGGUUGCUUUUAGGAAAACUGGCUGGGAUUGGCUGUUGGAUGGGGGUUCAGCUAAUACUGUUGUAGGGGGCUGAAAGAUGUAAGAGAUGACUAAUUACUAAAUGACAAUGAUAGUAUAAAAAAAAAACUAAAAAAAACCUCAUACUACUGUCCCUAAUCCAUUCAUAUAAUGGUGGCUGAACCAGAAAAAUAUAAGUGUUUGGGGGGGAUAUUUAAAUUGUAGAAAUGUAAAUGUUAAAAAGCCAUACAGGUGGCACCAUUGUAAUAGGACAUUCUUAAGAGUGCAGCCCUUUUGCAGCCCCAUUAAUAAGAGUAUGAUUCUUUUUUUUUUUUUAAAGCAGCCAGGUAAGACUUUUUAAUGAUAUGUAUUAAGGGGUAAAAGCAUUAGGCUGGGAUUGAUUUUGUCCACAUUUAGCAUUUGUCGCUUGUUAGUGAGAAAACCUGCACUCAGAAUGUGUUCUGUGUGGGAUCAGAGUGAUUGACACUUUCAUGGCUCUACAUUCUAAUAAAUACAGAAACAUUACUGAGUUGCUUUCAUGGUGCUCACUAUUUUAAACUCACCCUUUUGACAGCCAUUUCACUGUUCUAAAAUGUAACCGCCAAUUCCUUGAUUAUAUUCUAUUUCAGGCUAUCAGGGCCAUAAACAGAUGUAAUGAUGAGAUGACUGCAGAGGAAUUCACUAAUAUGGUUUUUGACAAAAUUGACAUCAAUGGAGAUGGUAAGUGAUUUUAUCUGCUUGUUAUUACACACAAAUGUUUAAUUAAUAAAACCCCUGUCCACAUUAUUCAAAAUAACUCUCUGUUAUCUGACUGCCAAUGUGGUUCAACCUAAUUUUACCCAAUUUGGCUGAGCAAAAAUAACAAGUAGAUAGUAGCCAAUGCUAAUACAAGCUGUAAUUGCAAUUGCAAAACUACAGCAAUUAGUACAUUUAUUAUAGCUAACUCCAUCUGUGUUAUCCCCAUAGGUCUGCUAAAUCCAAAAUAUCAAAACAUAUUUAUUACAUUAUUAAAAUAUUAUUCAUUUAUUUAUAUAGUUUAUUAAAUUCAUAAUAUUUUAAUAUAAUAUAACUCUGCUUGUUGGCUGCUUGAGCUGCCAAAAGUGAAACAUAGUAUAUUUCUUUAUGUACGUCUACAAGAAGUAAGUUAAUUUAUUUUGCAAAUUUAUCUGCUACUGGAUUUGUUCAGAGUGAGUCUGGCUGAAAUUCAGUUUGAUAAUAAUGCAAAUCCUAUAGUUUCUAAAGGAUUCAGAGGUAAGCGUUGCUGGUUUUGAAGCAGACACUGGGUGUGUACCUUCCAAUGAUAGGAGGUAUGGAUGAGUGGGCCACACGGGGGUGGCAACAAGUGAGCAGCAUGAGUGUGCCACAAGGGUUUGGCAACAUGUGGGCAGGGUGAGUGGGCCUCAAGGGGAUGUUACAAGUGGGCAGGAUGAGUGGGACACAAGGGGUUGGCAACAAGAGGGCAGGAUGCCAAAAAAUCAUUUGCGCUUUGACAACCUGUCUCAGUGGCCCCAUUCAGGGCAGACCAUCUUCUGAACACUUUUUAAAUGUUCAAUGCAUGGGUUCAUUGCUUGUUAUACACUUACUCUGUACUGAGUGGGUAAAUCAAGACGGGGUCUGGGUUAGCAGGGACUGAACCCCAAAACUGGACUAUCCCACUAAAUAUCCUUGCUGAUGGUAUUAAAUGAGAUGCACUUAACCCAAUUUCAACAGCUGUGUAAUUAGUAGAUAUGAGAAUUACAAAUUUGCUUUCAAUUAAGUCAUUUUAACCAACUAUUGUCUAUCCAGCCCAAAUUUGGUUCUUAUUAAACAACAAUGACAGGGUUAUUCACUAAAAAGGAAGUUGUCAGGAAAUCAAAGUGAAUUUCUAUUUUUGGGAUAUGAUAACCAUUUUGGAAAAUAACCUCCCAAAAUGAUGUGUGCAGUUUGGUUAAUUUAGAUUAAAAUCUUAAAUUGACCUUUGUGUUUGUUCACUGAGCUCCAAAUAGUAAAUAAUUUGAAUCUGAACAAUAAAAUGUAGGCUACAAUAACUGAUCUGGAAAAAGAAAUCUCCCAAAUCACUUGUAAUUCAUUAGAAUUCUAAUAGGUAGCGAAUACAUUCUGAAAUCUGAACAAUUCAAAUAGUAACGCGGAUUUUAGAGUAACCCAGUUAUUGACAUUGUCAGAGUUAUUCACUUAAGUGAUCUGGAGAAUUUUUCCAGUUCCAUUGUAUGGACCUUAAUUUUUGAAUUUGCUUUAAAAUGUAUUUAAAUUCCGAUCAUUUCUCACUUUAGUGAAAACCAUGUAAAUGUAAGGAUUACAGCAUCCACUGUUUUUAAAUUCUAUGAAUCCAAAGGAAUCAAGUUACUGUUCCGGGCUUGUUCUGUUGAUGGCUGGAGCAGAAAACAAAUGGUUCCUGUAGAUGAGUUAGUUAAUAUCUGUUCGAUAUUUUAAAAAAGAAAACACAGUUCAGCAAUCUAGCCAGACAGCCAAGUUUAAUGUUAUCAUAUCUCUUUGCCAGAAAUAACAUAAUGUUCCCCAUCAGUUUUUUAGUCCACAGUAGGCAACUUGCAUUACUUAAUAUUUCCAUAGUAUUUGAAUAUGUGCCUCCAGGUGAGGAUGUUAUGAGCACAGCUUUAAAAUUCUAUCCUUGUUAUAUUUAUACAUUGAUAAUUACAUUACAUACGUUACUUUAGGCUUCAUAUUUUGGGGAUUCGCUGUACCACACUUCAAGAAUGCUAUUCAUCAAUGUAUAGUCAACACGUAAACACACACAUCAAUAUAUAGUCAACACGUAGACACACACAUCAAUAUACAUUGUAAGUAGGUGAUUUGACUAUUAACUGCAUUGAGAAGAGUAUUACUCCAAGCAUAGUCACUGUCAAGGAAUAAUAAUAACCAGGUAAGUCAUUUUUAUAUUAUGUUUAAGUCUGCCCUCUAGAGGCAAAGAGAGAAAAGCACAACAUACAGAAAAGGUUCUGAAUGUCUUUUGUUUUACAAAAAUAUAUUUUCAAAAUAGUGAAAAUUCAAAGUGAACACAAAGUGAAUUUCAGACUUAAGGCCAGAGUAGUGGGACUUAAAGCAUAGAUGACUUAGAUAAUGUUUAACAGUUCAAGUAUUUUGGCUUUCAUAUCUAAAAUUCACUUUGAAUUCUCACUUCAGUGAAAAACCCUGGUAAUUUCAGAUAAAACAGACAAAGUAAUACCUGAUACCUAAAGCAAUUUAAUCUAAUGUACUGAUAGCUGAUAUCAAAGUAUUGAAUUAGCAAAUUCUUUUUUUUUUUUUUUAUCUGUAAACUUUUGAAUAAUAAUGAUAUCGCAAUAUUUGACCAGGACACAAAAUUCCAAAUACAUCCGUAGGUUAAGAUGUUUUUAUUAUCCAACUUAAUGGUACUCAUCUUAUUGAUCCCAGAAGGACGCAUAAGUGGUCAGUUUUUUUCUCCAAAUGUAGAACAGAUACACAUGUAGAUACACACACACAUACAUACAUGCAUACAUACAUACAUACAUACACAGACACACACACAUACAGUCACACAUAAAUACAGACACAGACAGACAUGUAUACAUACACACACACACACAUACAGAUGCACACACAUACAUACAGACACACAGACAUACAAACACAUACAGACACACACACAUACACACAGACGCAGACAGACAUACACACACAUACAGACACACACAUGCAGAUACACACACAUACAGACACACAUACAUACAUACCGACAUACAUACAUACCGACACACUGACAGACAUACACACACAUAAAGACACACAGACAUAUACACACAUACAUACAGAUACACUGACAGACAUACAUAUCUUUCCCUGGGGUCUAGUGGUGGCUCAGCCUGAUGGGAGUCAGAGUUCCCACUCUGACUGCCUCUCCUUCUUCCCACGCAUCUCACAGUGGUUGCUGGGAAGAAGUGACCGGGCAGUCACUUCCUCCCAGCCUCUGAUGUCAUCACACUGUUAAAGCACUGACCCGGCCCCCUGGAAUUACAUAGUAUCGGGUGGCAUAGGAAAGAUUUCAUGUAACUCCUUGUUUUCCCAAAAAAAUCUCUGUGGUUAGCCUGCUUGUGAAUAUGGAUUUUAUAUUUUUAUUUCCAUUUUAGAAAUCCACAUGAAACCAGAAACACAUAUAAAUGUUAUUUUUAGCCCACUCUAAUAUAGUUUGCUAUGGUCCCAUUAAGCAUCUAAUCAAGCAAUGAAAGGAUCAUUGUUAAACUUACUUUAGACACCUACGAAUAUCUGAAAAUAAAAUGCUGUACUGAUUAUCCAUGUAAAUUCAUCUUUUAGUUGAGUUAGGCCUCAAGUUAAUAUUUUUGGAAAAGCUUUACAACUGAUUUAAUAUUAUAGAUAUAUAUAUCUUUGUUUAAUUCUUCAAAGUAUUAGAAUAUAAAAAACAUAUUAUACAUAAAUAAAAUCCAUAAAUAAAAUCAAUAUCAAUAUCAAAAUCUUAAAUUAGUUUUCAAAAUAUUUAAUCAUUUUAAAAGUUUACCCAAAAUAUUAAAUCAUUUGAAAAAAUGUAUCCCAAAAUACUAAAUCAAAGCUUUUCAAAUGAUUUAAUACGGUUAAAAAAUCUUUCCCGUAGACAUUAAUGGUGAACUCUGUAGAUAAAUCAUUUGGAAAGUUGUUCUAACAGUAUUGAACCUUUAGAAAGCUUAUUAAAAUUGAUGCCUUAAUCAAUGUUUUAAAGCCAGUGAAAUUCACAGAUUAUACCUUGUUGUACGUAAAAUCUCCUUUCCUCUAAUCUUGGUGGAUAACCUUGUGUAAUCAGUACUAUUCCACUGGAGAUGAAAAGGUGACCAGAGUGAACAUUACAUGAAUAAAGAGAUAUACAAAAAUAGAAUGCAUUUGUGACCUUGCAGAAUUAUUUUCCAUCUUAUCACCUUUAUGACUGAGCCUUUUCCAAAAUCCCAUGUGUUUGUGACUGAAUCAUUUUUGGUGUUUUUUCUUUGUGUUUGCUCCUCUAUAAUGCAAUGCUUACAUAAACAUACAUAUUACAAAUUGUAUUAACUGGUCACAUAUGAAUAUGUCUGCACAGAACAACAUGAAUUAACUAUUCUAACUGUUAAAAAUUCUCAUACGUUCAGGAUUUCAAUUAAAGGAUUACCCGGUACUCCAACAACAAAAAACAGUGCUUUUUGUUUGCUUGCUGGCACUGACCCCUUUCCUCAAAAAAGGCAAAAAAUAUAGAAUAGCCUCACCUGCAAUACUAAACUGAGGCCAAGUUCCCCCUGCAGCCUGAUGACAUUUCCCCUCCUCACUGUAGGGGAUGGAUAUCCUAAGGCAACACAGCAGGGGGGAACCUGUUACCAUUGGUCACUCGUUGCAUGUUAUAUGAUGACCACGGACACAUUCUACGUACAUAUUUAAAGGAACACUAUAGAGUUUGGAAUACAAACAUGUAUUCCCAAUGUUAUAAUGUCGAGUGACUCUGCUUUGACUUAUCACCCAAUCCCAAAUCUUCUCACAAAUAAGCAUUAGGGAUGAGAAGCACAUGUGCAUCACUCCUCCAGUCAAAUACUUUACAUUGAUGGCAAUUUCACAAAACCACGUCUGGUUCAGUUAUGGAUGUGGAAUCACCCUCUAGUGGCUGUCAGGAUGACCGUCAUUAAAGGUGUAUUGAACACAUUGCCAAAUCUCCAACCUUAUAGAUAAUUUGAAAGCCUCAGGUCUGAUUAUACAAACCAAUAUCAUAUAGUGUUUACACAAAUUUAUUAAUUGCAAAAUUAUACACACAAAAAAAAAUAGUGGAUUUCAACACAUAUGUGUAUAAAUCUAAAUACAAUUUGAAAUGGAUUUCCACACAAUAACAGUACAUAUAAAUAAUGCUUGUUAUUUUAACACUAAGAUCUCAUAUCCCAGUACUCAAGUGUUUAAAAUGCCACUCAACUAUAGAUCUCAAAUAUCUGGUGUGAUAUGGUCUCAUCUUCUGUGUCGAUGUAAUGGAAAUAUAUAGCAAGGUGAAAUGAUGAGCAUUCACUGAAGAUCCAUUGUUACCGCGAUUGUAAAACUAUUUUAAUGUCUUCUUCUCUUAGGUGAACUGUCUCUGGAAGAAUUUAUGGAAGGUGUGCAAAAAGACGAGCUUCUACUUGAGGUUUUAACCCGCAGCUUGGAUCUCAAACAUAUUGUCUACAUGAUCCAAAAUGAUGGUAAAAGGAUGGACCGACUAGAUUGCCCCAGACCGGAAAUCAUUAAUGGGAAUGAACAUGACUGAGCAUAUUGAACUGGUCUCUGUGUUUGGGUUUUUUUCCCUCCUCCCUUGAUUUUGCAUGUGAGACACACUUAAACAGUGUAUACAUCAUGGACAAAUUGAGGUAACGGGUGGCAACCAAAUUCAUUUAUCCCUUAAAACCUAUGAAAGGACUGACAUUUUAAAGAUGGGUCACAGCCAUUGAAUUCAUCUGAUGCCUACACUGGUUUCAACUGGCAUGAUGGUUGAUGAUGUUCUAGAUGGCAGACAUUUGAUUCUAUCAACCAACAGGCAAAUCACAUCUUACACCAUUAUGACACGAGAAAAACUUUGAUGAUAAAUAUCAUGGUAAUUGUUUUUCUGUAGAAAAAUCUUCUUGUAAUACUAAUUCUAUUAAAGAUGAUGUCAUCCUUGGUUAAGGACCAAAUUCAUAUCCCUCCACUUUGCCCUGGAAUAUAUAUCAAUGUUGUUUCCUGGUCAGAGGACUCAGGGAGAAAGUUGUGUCUAGUGCAGUGAACUAUUGAUUGGUUUGAUAGCUCAGUAUUAGUAAAGGGUUGUGCUGUAGUUGGGUUGGGUAGACACUGGAGGUGACGCAUGCAGCAUCAGAUAUCUCAAAAUGUAAUUGGGGAUUGGGAAAUGUCACAUGUCAUGGAGACAGUAUGUGAGUACUGCAAGGUGAAAAAGAAGGAUGAAUGCUAGCAAUAAAUAGAGUACAUUGAUAUAUUAAUUUCCAAAUAGGCAGAUAUAAGUCACUAAUAUCCAUGGACUCCAACUGAACAAAAUUAAAUUACUAAUCCACUAGCUAAUUAGUAAUGUAUAGCAUUUGCAUUUAGUAUAAAGAAAAUUUUCCAAAACAAGUCUGAGCAAUUCAAAUGUUGAAAUUAGAAUAAAAUUUACUCUCCGCAUUCACCUGAUGUAGCCUUCAGUUGAUGCAAUACUGUAUUAGCUACAGACUAGCUUUAUAUAGCUUAAAACUGAAGUACUGAACAAUUCCUGAAUGUGUCCCAACAUAAAAAUAUAAGACCUUUUAAUAGUGUCCAGGACACUCAAUUUUCCAUGAAGAAGGUCCUAGCUCUAGCUACCUCCUAGUACCUCAUUCAAAAGGCAGCAGGGUGAGAUACGGUAAUUGAGUAAUAAAUAUGCCCACAUACUCCUUCCCCCAAAAUGUGCCAUUCCCCUAAAACUAUCAUUAGCAGAGUGCCAAGUGAGUGCCCAACUGUUCUCUUUCAGGGUUAUUUACUAAGGAGAGAAUUGUUGUGAAUCUAAAGUAAAUUUAAAAUUUUAGACCCAAAUAGGUGAAUUGGAGAUUUUUUUCCCCAGCAUUUUUUGCCUGAGAUUUGAAAUUCACUUUGAGUUCACUUUGCAUUCCCAAGAACUCCUAAUUUGGUAAAUAAACCCUUUUGAGUGGCUUCCAAAAGGACAAAUUGUCUGCAAAUUCAAUAAAUAAAGUCCAAAGUCAUUUUGAACACGUGGGGGUAAAUUUUAAAUUGCCUCUAGUAAAUAGACAAAUUUAAAAAAUGUUUGACACAUUCACAUAUUAUUCCUGAAUUUUGCAAUUUUGAGGCACAUUGAGAGCUUAGUUAAUAACCCCCAAAAUGACUGACUAUUUUUUUAAAAAUCAACUUUUCUGUCUAAAUCUUUUUGUCUGUCUGUUUUUAUAAACUAUAUAAUUAUUUUGGUGGAGCCUCUUGCGAAAAUCUUUAAAAUACAUCUUUGACAAACACAAUAUUGGACAUUAACCCCUUAAUGACACAACUUCUGGAAUAAAAGGGAAUCAUGACGGAAUAUUUCCGUCAUGUGUCCUUAAGGGGUUAAAUAUUAUCAUGUAUUAAAAUGGAAGAGCAAUAAUUCUGAAAGAAUUGGUGAAUAAAUCCACUGAACAAAAUACUCAGGUAUGGCAGCCCCAGCCAAAUAUUAGUCUUUCUACUUGUCAUGUCUACAUUUAUUUGUAAAUAUGUAACUAUGUUGCUUCAUUUAUAAUUAGUUCUAUAUUUUUGUAAUUUAAGAUACAAAUGUUACUGCAACAAUUGCACAAACACAUCUAUACAAAUAUUGGCUUGACUGCCAUACAAGUAGUUCUUAUAUUGUUUGUUUAAUGACUGUCAUGAAUUUGAUUUGUUUCUAUUGUAAUGAAGUCUAAAAGAAAUAAAAGAUAAAAUAUU